Malaya genurostris is the source of this 5380-nucleotide messenger RNA. RefSeq names its product serine/threonine-protein kinase BRSK2 (gene sff). Gene Ontology annotation, molecular function: tau-protein kinase activity; ATP binding; protein serine/threonine kinase activity. The record is from RefSeq and is a predicted model, not a curated record. NCBI's taxonomy places the organism in Eukaryota, Metazoa, Arthropoda, Insecta, Diptera, Culicidae. Bases 683 to 3076 code for a protein of 797 amino acids. Gene Ontology annotation, cellular component: cytoplasm. The transcript is spliced from 14 exons. Gene Ontology annotation, biological process: microtubule cytoskeleton organization; intracellular signal transduction; protein phosphorylation.
UCUGCUUGAUAUGUGUGGAAAUCGCCAUUGAAGCCGAACCUGUCAGCGCUAAUCCUUCGCGAGGAUCCCAUCGUGACAGACGUCGUCGGGCUGUGUCGAAUUCGGUCGAACGAAGAAAAAAAACAGAGUCACUUUGAUUGGAUAGUGCGCGUUUGAAAGUGGAGAAAUUUGGUAUUCCAGUGCCAGAUUUUUGGAUAAAAACGAAGUGCACAAGAACAGGAAGUGCACGACGGACUGCACAAGAAAAGUUUUACGCUUUGCCGAAACCACUGCUGGGCAGCUCGGCUCGACUCUCGGCACUCCGACAUUGCUUCUCGCGUGUAUGUAGAAAUAUUGAUUUUUCAAAUAAGGUGGAGAAUUCAAGGCAUUGAAUUCGUCUGUUUCUGAUGGUUUUAAAGUGGAGUGUAAGCUGAAAUAUGAUUUGCUUUCUGCACGAUGGAAACUCUAGGCUUCGGUGGUGAUCAAGCAUGAAGGAAAAAGUGAUAUUGUGAUAAUUCAUCGGGUUUCGAUUAGCUAACAUCGUUCAGGAAGUACUGAUUGUACUAAGUGAUUGCUUUGAAAGAUAGAAAGUGGUGUCCCUUCUCGUUAGUUUUUCCUUGGAAAAUAGCGAGGAUCCUUCCUAGAAGUUUUGCCUAAAUUAUAUCGAAAGGCCAUCAUAAAAUCUUUAAGCUUUGUUCCAAAAAUGAGCAGAGAAGUACAGAAAGAAAAUAGCACCCCUUCAACAGAGGCCCAUCAAUACGUGGGGCCUUACCGUCUGGAACGAACUCUCGGGAAAGGUCAAACCGGUCUUGUGAAACUGGGAGUGCAUUGUGUCACCGCGAAAAAAGUGGCUAUUAAAAUUAUCAAUCGAGAAAAGCUUAGUGAAUCAGUGCUUAUGAAAGUGGAAAGAGAAAUAGCUAUAAUGAAACUAAUUGACCACCCACAUGUCCUUGGCCUGACGGAUGUUUAUGAAAAUCGGAAAUAUUUAUAUCUGGUUCUGGAGCACGUUUCCGGUGGGGAACUGUUCGAUUAUCUGGUGAAAAAGGGUCGGCUGACACCGAAGGAGGCGCGCAAAUUUUUCCGCCAAAUAAUCUCCGCGCUGGAUUUCUGUCAUUCGCAUUCAAUCUGCCAUCGCGAUCUGAAACCGGAGAACCUGCUGCUGGACGACAAGAACAAUAUUAAAAUUGCCGACUUUGGGAUGGCCUCAUUGCAGCCGGCGGGUUCAAUGCUGGAAACAUCCUGUGGAUCUCCGCACUAUGCCUGCCCGGAAGUGAUUCGGGGAGAAAAGUACGACGGUCGACGGGCCGAUGUGUGGUCCUGUGGGGUGAUUCUGUACGCGUUACUGGUCGGAGCACUGCCUUUUGAUGAUGAUAACCUGCGACAGCUACUGGAGAAGGUGAAACGAGGUGUGUUUCACAUUCCACACUUUGUGCCACCGGACUGCCAAAGCCUACUGAAAGGUAUGAUCGAGGUGAACCCGGAAAAACGACUUACGCUGUCGGAAAUCAACAAACACCCCUGGGUAACCGCCGGUGGCAAAGGGGAACUAGAGCUCGAGCUGCCCAUGAUGGAGGUCGUCCAAACGCAUGUGAUCCCGAACGCCACUGCUGUCGAUACGGACGUCCUAAAUGCCAUAUGUUCGUUAGGUUGUUUCAAGGAAAAGGAAAAACUAAUACAAGAACUUUUGAGCCCAAAUCACAAUACGGAGAAGGUAAUCUAUUUUCUACUACUAGAUCGAAAACGUCGACGGCCAGCAGUAGAAGACGACGAAGAUGUUCUCAGACCUCGGAACGAUAUAAUCGAAAUAGCAGAUCCACCGAGGAAGCGGUUGGACACCAUUCGAAUUAACGGUAGCAAUAGUCUUUCGUAUGGCCAGAUAAGUGAAGGCUCACCGUUGACAUCACGACGGCAAACAUUCAAUAAUGGUCGCAGUCACAGUAGCACCCGUCGCUCACCUUCAUCCGUUCCGCUUUCCCGGAGCUCAUAUCAAAGUCCAACGCGAGGAGUGCCGGUGAACUCAAGUCAACCACUUUCACAACUACAUCCGCCAUCCUCGCCGAAUUCUGUAGUGAAUCGACAUGCAAACUAUGCCAGUCGUGAUCGGAAGUCACAGCUCAUUGAUCCUUCUUCCCCGGUUCACCAUCGAGCAAACUCAGGACCGGCUAUUACUGUAGGACUUUUCUCGGAAACAGAUUCUAAUAACAUGACAUCCUCUAUUAACGCUAUUCCUGGAUCGCCGAUCCUAGGCAGUCCUCAACUUGCGGGCGUCACAACCGGAAGUCAACUAUGGAAAACAAGGCUGACAAACAUAAAAAAUAGUUUCUUAGGUAGUCCUAAAUUCCACCGAAGGAAACUGCAAAUUUCAACCGAAGAAGUGCACCUUACCCCGGAGUCAUCGCCCGAGUUAACGAAAAAGUCUUGGUUCGGAAAUCUUAUGACGACAGAAAAGGACGAAACCUUCACCGUGCUGGUCAAAGGGAAGCCUCUUGCGACGGUGAAAGCUCAUCUUAUCCAUGCUUUUCUAUCGAUGACAGAACUAUCGCAUAGCGUCUUAUCGCCAAUGUCAUUCCGUGUCGAGUAUAAAAGGGGCGGAACGGGGCCGACGAUGUUCCAACGGCACGUCCGAAUACAGGUCGACAUCAACACGAUCUGCAAACAGGGCGAUGUGAACGAUAUGCUAUUCGCCAUAACGUUUACGCUGAUUUCCGGCAACAUCAGACGCUUCCGGCGCAUCUGUGAACACAUUCAGGCACAGGUCUGCUCAAAACGUUACCCAGCCCUGACGAGCCCGACCAAUCAACUCAACAAUAAGGUUUCGACGACAUCCGUUGCCGAAAGCAUAUCGUGCGGAUCGGACUCGAGCGAUCGGGUUAACUACAACAAGCAUCAGGAAUCGGACAUAGAACCAGAGACGUUCUACGACAACAGCAGUAUCGGCAAGGCACGCCGUUCUUCGGCAACAUCCUCCAAUAAGAAUUCAGUUUCGUCUGAUGAGAUAGAGAUUAAAACCGUACGAUCGAGCUCGGAAUCGACCGAACGGGAACGCGAGCGCAGCGCCGAACGAACGGCGGCAAUGUCCGGUAGUGCGUUAGUAUGAGAGUUAUUUCUCUGAUAGGAUUUACCGAACACCAUUCCCGUCGACGGUGACGAUUCGGUCGAGUCCCAGUCCAGAAAUGUGCUUCACCAGCAACAAUCAAUCCCCUCGUCACCGUCGAUGGUGGCGGCAUGUACAGGACCUACUGGCGACACUGAUACACUAUCCGUAUCUGUUGUUGAUGAUGAUCCUACUGCUCCUACCAGCGAUUCCACGUGCUUUCACGACCCUAAAGCUUCGAGUGAUGAAACAGUCGAUUAGAUCUCGAAGAACUGAUCGACUAAAACAAGAGAACUAGUCAAGCAAAAGCAAGGGUCUGACUGUUUUUUUUUGUGUAAGAUAUAAAUAAAAGCUAGGCUUAUGACAAAAUCAACAAAAUCGUGCUUCAGCAAUUUUUAUUUUUCUAUUACGUCAUAUCAGCGGACUAAAUUCCUUCAUAUGACGUACUCAGUUCCUCUCCGAUCAAAGCAACCAUACCUGAAUGGAAUUGACACGUUCGAUCAGCCAAAAAGCCAUGCUCAUCUAAUCAAUCAUGUUGUGUUAUCAAACACUAAAACAAAAGACAGGACUUUAAGUCAAUUUGGCUUUGCAUUAUUGCAUGUUAGAAUCAUGUCGAAAUGUCCGAUUUAUGAAGCCUACAAGUAUCAACUAGUGAAAAUAAAUACUAAACCAGAGUGAUGAAAAUUAUCAGAGUUGGCGUGGUUGAAGGUAAAAUUUGAAAAAUAUUACGCCAAUCGCAGGAAAUCGUAUCCAAACAAAUAAAUACAUACUAGCCAAUUUUACUGCAGAAUCAUCUAUAACACGUGAAUAGCGUUCAGUUACUACUAGCUGCAGUUGGGAGGAACACUUGGCUUCGAAACAUGCAAGUUACGCACAUUCAAUAAGAAUGAUAGUCCAACGUGAAGACAGGAAAUUGUUUAGUUAACAUUUAUAUUUACUUAUCAACUCGCCAUAAUAAAACAAACGAAGCAACAGGUUCACUCACACAUAUACUACUGGGAUUCUCAAUGGUGUUUUCUUGUUGAUAUAAAAUAAAAGUGAGUCAACAACUACACGAUCCUAUACUCGAUAUCACUAAAUAUCAAAUUUUCAUAAUAGCUAAAAACUUUUGCAAUAUUGUUUAUUUUCGUUGUAACAAAACUUAUAUAAAACUUUCAGGCAAUAUAAGAUUUAUGUAUGAUUACAGAAGUGAGAAUGUUUUUGAUCUCGCAAUGUUUUUUUUAUGAUUGUAUAAAAUAUUAAAACAUAUGGCUUGAUAGCUUCUGUGCGUUGGAAUAAGGUUUAAAAUUGCGGUACGGGAAGAAAAUCAAACAACUAAACGCUUAUUAGUUUUUACGCUAACCAAAUACAGAAGCUAGAUUGAUGAUGUCGGCUUAUCUAGCUUUACAAAACAACUAAACAUAAGUGGUGAAUGAUGACACUUGAUGAGCAUAAGAGUUUGAAAACACACAAUACACACACACAACAAAUGUUAAUCAAAUACUGCUUAGUUAGUAUAUCUUUCUAUCACAUUCGAUGCAAAAUCCGCCACAUGCAGUUAGAAAACUAAAACAAGUACAUACACUAAAGCAGCGAAAUAUACAAUAUGGACAACACAAAAAAUGAAUAGAGACAGUUUACUUACUCAUGAUUGUGAACAAUUGUCUAACCGUGAGAACCCUUCAGAUGAAACAAUGCUAUAUAAACUACUUAUCUAAGUAUCUAAGCAAAACGAACACAAGGAAGCGCAUAGUGGAGCUACACAUAACUCAUACACCCAAAUGAUGCAUCACAACUACGAACUAGAUUUCAUGACUAUUAUUAGUUCACCCAGAAAAGAAUCAAAAGAUAUGAAAACAGGCACCGACUUGUUGACCAUAAUCGAAUACAAUAUGGCCGUUAAGGCGCUACCGGGGUUAACGACGCUAAGGAUGAUGAUGAGGAGAAUGAAGAUGUUAAUGCGAAUUAGUGAAGAGCACUGUAAAAAGCUGCAAACUGAAUAAAAACAAAACAGUGGACACCGUAGAAUUUGAGAAUAGAAUGCAAACACAAAACGCGAAGCAUAUAUAGGAACCAGGGAUGAGUAUGUACGCAGAUUAUGAAAAUGUGUAGUAGAAAAUGUAAACAAUGGCACAUGGGUAAGGCAACAAUUUAUCUCAAUGAAGUUUAAAAUUGGACAGCAGAAAAAAGCAACAGAAACAACAAAAACGGCACUGUAAAAAUCAAUACCAUGUUUUGUAAGGAUAAGUAUUAUUGUUCUCAAUGACAAAACAGAAAAAAAUAUACAUUUGACAUACACGCGCUAUGAAAAAAAAAACAGUGAAACGA